Messenger RNA from Chenopodium quinoa (quinoa), 798 nucleotides. RefSeq lists its product as uncharacterized. Bases 1 to 798 code for a protein of 265 amino acids. Gene Ontology annotation, molecular function: aspartic-type endopeptidase activity. The record is from RefSeq and is a predicted model, not a curated record. NCBI's taxonomy places the organism in Eukaryota, Viridiplantae, Streptophyta, Magnoliopsida, Caryophyllales, Amaranthaceae. The transcript is spliced from 2 exons. Gene Ontology annotation, biological process: proteolysis.
AUGCCCAAUUAUGCUAGGUUUCUAAAGGAUAUUUUGAGUGGAAGAAGAAAUUGUGAUGUUGUUGAAACGGUGAACCUCACCGAAAGUUGUAGUGCAAACAUAAUGAACAAGAUGCCUCCAAAGUUAGGAUAUCCGGGUAACUUUUCCAUUCCUUGUGCCAUAAAUCGAAUGCAAAUUGACAAUUCUUUAUGUGACUUAGGGUCUAGUAUUAGCCUUAUGCCAUAUACGGUUUACCAAAGACUUAAUAUAGGGGAGCUUUUAAUUGACUACCAACAUUACCCUCUAAUUAGCGGUAAAUCAAUCAAAUUCCCUAAGGGCAAGGUAGAGGAUGUUCCUCUAAGGGUUGGAAAGUUUGUUAUACCGGUUGAUUUUGUUGUGCUUGACAUGGAUGAGGAUGUGCAUAUUCCUAUCAUUUUAAGGAGACCUUUUCUAGCUACAUCUGGUGCAUUAAUUGAUGUGAAAAGUACUAAAAUUACACUCAAAGUAGGUGAAGAGGUUCUUAAGUUUGAUUUGAAUGCAAGCAUGAAAUAUCCUAGUUCUACUUUAGAGAAAUGCAUGAAAAUUGACACCAUUGAUUGUAUUAUGAAUUCUAUGCAAGAGCACUUGCUCUCUACUAACAAUGCCCUUGAGAAUGUCUUGUUAAACAAGGAAAAUAUAGGUCAUCAAAGCAAGGAAAUGGGGUUGUAUGAAGAGUUUCUUGAUGAGAAUGUUGAAGGAAAUGUUGAUCAAGCUUGCAUGGGAAUCACACCCAAACAUGCUAUGGAGAUUGCCACUACAAAGGAAGGUGUUUGGAGAUGA